This is a messenger RNA of Cylas formicarius (sweet potato weevil), 358 nucleotides long. Its product is annotated as MICOS complex subunit Mic10-like. The coding region runs from base 65 to 304 and encodes 79 amino acids. Lineage: Eukaryota; Metazoa; Arthropoda; Insecta; Coleoptera; Brentidae. Gene Ontology annotation, cellular component: MICOS complex; mitochondrial inner membrane; mitochondrion. The record is from RefSeq and is a predicted model, not a curated record. The transcript is spliced from 2 exons.
AACCGUCCAAGCUCGUCUACCGGGAUUGACAGAUACCCCACCACUUUCGUAUCUACGGGUAAGGAUGGCUGCUGUUCCCGAUAGGCCUUCCGUGUUCAUCGAAGAAGAAUUAAACAGAAAAUGGUCGAAAUGCAUUUCAGACAGCGCGAUAAAGUUCGGCGGAGGAGUGUUGCUAGGUUCCGUGUUUUCGCUCCUGUUUUUUAAACGGAGGAGGUGGCCCGUGUUAAUAGGAGGCGGCGCGGGGCUUGGUGUCGCCUAUUCGAGAUGCGAAAAUUCUUUGAACGCGAUAAUUCAAAGCAACUGACAUCCCCGUUUAUUGUAAAUAAGUAGCAACGUUGUAAUAUAAGUGUAAACUGUU